Molecule: messenger RNA, 3667 nt
Organism: Orbicella faveolata
Lineage: Eukaryota; Metazoa; Cnidaria; Anthozoa; Scleractinia; Merulinidae
Product: cytosolic carboxypeptidase 1-like
Biological process (GO): protein side chain deglutamylation; C-terminal protein deglutamylation; proteolysis
Molecular function (GO): zinc ion binding; metallocarboxypeptidase activity
Source: RefSeq, a predicted model, not a curated record
GCAUGAUUUCAAAACGUGAAAAUCAAAAUGGCUGUUCAUCUCGUUUGGCUGGUUUGCUCAAUCGGCCGAUAGAAUAACCGGAAAACUAUCAUUUGAGCAUAACAUACUGUUGUCUUUAUUUAAGAUAUGUUAAAGUUCGUUAUAGGAAGAAAACACGCGGCUAUACAUAAAGAUAUUUUUAACUGUGAAGCUUUGAAAGCAGCGAAGGCGCGGAGGUGGACAGUCAAGAAUAUAUGGCGUGACGUUACGUUGACACGAUUUUGUUUAGAGUUGGUUUGUACAAGAAUACCGGGGUGUUAUUGCGAGAAGAAUUGAUGAGAGAUACCCAGCAUAGAAAGCUCGAGGUCAAAAGAACAUGAGCAAGUCCAGCUCAAAGGGGAGUAGCGCGAGAAUAGGGACUUUACUUGAGCAAUUGCAAAAGCUGUGUCUUGCUGGCUCCGAAGCUAAAUAUGAACAGGAAAAAGUUGAUGUUGAACAGUUACGCUACGUGACAAACAAAAUCCAGCAACUUCUAUCUUCUCAAGAAAAAUGUCGCAAAGAUCUGACAACCAAAUUCACAGAUGGCCUUUCAACAUUGCUGGUUGUGCUAGAGAUGUCAAUGGACACUCAGCUGACUUUAAAUAUAUUGGGCUGUCUGUGUGAAUUGCUAACUACAGGUAAACGGGCAUCUGUUCUGGCUGGCAAGGGUACUGUAGAUAUUAUUCUGAGAGUUAUUGUGAGUGCCAGUAAAGAGACAUCUGUUUGUGAGGAGGUUCUGUUACUUAGCCAUGUCAUUUUAACUAAAGUGGGACCUAAAGAUCGUAAGCUUUGUGUUAAAGCUCGUCUGACUGGAGCUCUUCAAGUCACAAUGAACAUGGUCAAGAAUAACACAACUUUCUUCAAGAUCUUACAACCUGCUCUACAAGUCCUUAAACUAUACUCUGCCAACUCGGUUAAUUGCAAUGCCUUGGCCAAGGCAGGAGCCGUCAGUGUUCUGUUCAGAGUUGUCACUAGUUGUGGUCACAAGAGGGUUAUCUGUUUAAAGCUGGUACUGGAGAUCAUUGCAACUCUUGUUAAGUCAAAGAGUUGUGCCUCGAAGGCUGUCAACUUUGGAGCUGUUCCAAUACUUUUGCAGAUGUUUUGUGAUUGGCAAAGAACAGAUCAUCACCACAGACAGGCCAACAUCAGAAAAGCUAUUCUGAAUGUCAUCAAAAAUAUCACCAUGUCAAGAGCCGGUAAGAAGGCUUUUAUUCAAGCUGAUGGUAUAAAGACCCUGUAUACUUUGUCCCUGGAGACUCUAGAAUGCCGUGAACUUGAGGGAGUAAAUAAUCUGAGCAGCCAGAUUUUACGAAGGUGUUUUCCAACCAACAAGCUGCCAGUGUCAACACUGUCAUCACCUUUGGCAUUUGCUUUGUUAGAUUUGGACAGUGCUGGUCACUCAGCUGCUGAAGAUCUCCUGGAUGAUAGUGGGGAAGGUGAGUCAACUGAUGUUGAAUCAGAAGAAGAGGAGGAUGAAAUAAGUUCUAGUAGUGCCAGUCAAGAUGACAAGGAACUACUUGAUGGUGGAAACAAGCCAGUAAAACCUGAAAGUAAAGCUCCUAAUCAGAACAAGCAAGCCAAACCUCGAGAUGAUCUAGCAAUGUAUGAAAAGUUCUUUCCAGAACUGUUUGAAUUUCAGGCUGAAGUUGCAGAACCAAUGGAGGAUGAAAUGUUUGUGCCAUAUCCAAUAGUAAUUCCAACUGCUGCCGAGGAACCACUUUCAUGUUCACCUACAGGACAAAGCCACCUGUCCAAUCAGCUCGAUUCUAUGAAUUUUGAAAGUCCACCCACCAACUCUGAAGGAAGUCAACCAAAGACUCGAGCAGCAGCUACACAAGAGGAACUCACUCAGGAGGAAAGACCUUGUUCAAUCGAGAACUCCACAGCUGAGAUGGACAACAAUGGACAGAUACAAAGUGUCCUGCCAAUCAUCAAGUCACCUUCACCUGAUGUUCAUGGCCACUACCCACCAGUAGAGCCGGAACCAUUAGGACAGAAGAGAACAGGGCUACAGAGAACUAUGAUCUUCAGGGACAUUGAACGACAGAUUCAUCCACAGAGAGUGAUAAACAAAGUUGUCUUUGACUUGGAUCGUUUAUUGAGGCAGGAACCUGAAGUAGGCGAUAACUGUUUGUUGGCCGUGGCUAAAGAACAACUCAAGUUAGGACAUUCUCGUAAACCUAGCAACUCCAGUGUGUCGGAAGGUGAAAGAUCGUCUCCUGAAGAGACAGCCAGACCAUUGAAAUUUGAAUCACGCUUUGAAAGUGGCAAUCUCCGCAAAGCUAUUCAGGUACGCGAUUAUGAGUAUGAUUUGGUCCUGAAUCCUGACAUCAACUGUAAGCACCAUCACCAGUGGUUCUAUUUUGAAGUUGGUAAUAUGGACGCUGAAAUUCCGUACAAAUUCAACAUUGUUAAUUGUGAGAAGAUUAACAGUCAAUUCAAUUUUGGUAUGCAACCAGUUAUGUAUUCUACAAUAGAAGCUCAAGAAGGGCGAGCUGGUUGGAUCCGAGCGGGAGCCAACGUUUGUUAUUAUAGAAAUUACUUCACACGGAGCCGUGAGGCGACUGGCGGACAGGGCGGCAAAACCUAUUACACGUCAACAUUCACUGUCACAUUCCCACACGCAAAUGAUACAUGUUAUUUCGCUUAUCACUAUCCGUACACGUUUACUAUGCUCCAGAGUCACUUGUUACGCUUAGAGUCCUCUCUAAAUACAAGUGAUAUCUUUUACCGUCGCAUGACCUUGUGCAACAGUUUGGCGGGAAAUCCUUGUGACGUCAUCACGGUCACUGCGCAGCCGCGUCGUAGAGAUGCCAAGUCCAUUGAGUUACUCAGGAGCCGACCAUAUAUAUUCCUCACCAGUCGUGUUCAUCCUGGUGAAAGCAACGCAAGCUGGGUGAUGAAAGGAGUGUUAGAUUUUCUGAUGAGUAACUUCUACACAGCGCGUCACCUGCGGGAGACUUUUGUCUUCAAGAUAGUGCCCAUGCUUAACAUGGAUGGUGUUAUUAAUGGCUGUCACCGAUGCUCUCUGUCAGGUGAUGAUUUAAACAGGCGCUGGAUCAAUCCCAGCAUGCUACUUCAUCCCACUAUUUAUCACGCCAAAGGAUUGCUGUUGUAUUUACAGUCCAUAGAAAAGACGCCCUUGGUUUAUUGUGACUUUCACGGCCACUCACGUAAGAAGAACGUGUUCAUGUAUGGCUGCAGUACCGCUGCCACCAUUGCUGCGAGUUCGUCCAGCUCUGGUGAAGCAGACAGCGGUGACUUGGUGGACUCAGUGAGAGAACGAGUGGCUGAGCUGUCCGGCUCGGACUCCACCAGCAGUAUGGACCCGAGUGAUAUAGACGAAGAUCCCGGAUAUAGGGUGAGGGGAAAACGUCAUGCUACUUUUAACAUUUGAUAUAGAGGAUUGAAAACCUCCUUUUUACGCUCGGUAUCUUGAAGGCGUUGCAUCUUUAUACCUACGAAGAAAAGAAACUUGCAUAGUUUACGUUCUUUUCUUUUACUCUUUUUUCGUAAUCAAUGAUCUCAAACAACCAAAAACUGUUUGCCGGGGAAUUUGAUUUUGGGAAAAACGUUCCUGCGGUGAUAAGAGCCGUCUUUCUCAGAACCUGCUUAUUUAGAUUUUAACGGAGAGAGAAAAUAUGAAUCA